AUGGCUAAUGAUGAAGAAAUCGAACACAUCGAUGUGGACUCAAACAAGGAGUUCGCCAUUGACUCAAGUAGUCCACUAUACAUGCAUCCAUCGGAUAAUCCUGGUGCAAUGUUAGUACCAAUUCCAUUUAAUGGAAUUGGAUAUAGAUCCUGGAGACGAAGUGUGCUUCGAGCACUGUCAGUUAAAAAUGAACUAGGUUUCAUUAAUGGUGAUUAUAAGAAACCAGAUCUAGAAUCUCCAAAGUAUAGACUGUGGGAGAGAUGUGAUGAUAUGAAAGAGCUAGAGGAUCGUUAUGAUCAGACGAAUGGUGCAAAGCUGUAUCAAAUUCAGAAAGAGAUAAAUGAUCUGUCGCAAGGAACACUGGAUAUAACUGGGUAUUAUACUAGAAUAAAGAAACUAUGGGAAGAAUUUAGCACUUUAAGUGCAAAAACACAAUGCAGUUGA
Nicotiana attenuata is the source of this 444-nucleotide messenger RNA. RefSeq lists its product as uncharacterized. The record is from RefSeq and is a predicted model, not a curated record. Bases 1 to 444 code for a protein of 147 amino acids. The transcript is spliced from 2 exons. NCBI's taxonomy places the organism in Eukaryota, Viridiplantae, Streptophyta, Magnoliopsida, Solanales, Solanaceae.